This is a messenger RNA of Tripterygium wilfordii, 484 nucleotides long. RefSeq lists its product as uncharacterized. The transcript has 3 exons. The record is from RefSeq and is a predicted model, not a curated record. NCBI's taxonomy places the organism in Eukaryota, Viridiplantae, Streptophyta, Magnoliopsida, Celastrales, Celastraceae. The coding region runs from base 29 to 346 and encodes 105 amino acids.
UGGGUUCCUUUGGUGGGCAUGUUGAAGAAUGAGAGAGAGAAAGAAACUACUACUACUACUGCUCCUUCCACCAUGGUCUUCUACAUCUUCUACUGCUCCUAAACCCUCCUACAACAUCUUUAUUUGCUUAUUCCUGAUGCAAACUCUGGGACAAAUGGACAAUGUUUCUCACAGGAUCCAAGAAAGUUACGUCGAUUUCACUCAUAUUCUUGCACUAUUAUUUAAAAUAUUUUGCUUCUUAAAUCUUUAUUUCCAAUUUGAGCUUCAGCCUUCAGGUGAGAAACAUCUUGAUACUGGAUUACAUGGACCACAUGAAGAUGGAGCCAGCUUCUUCAUUGUCGGAUGAGGGUCUCAAUCAAUUUUCAAAUUUCCACACUUGCAAUCAUGACCAUAAGAGGUACUCAAUUCUCCCUCCACCUGAAUGGUUAAGCUAGGUUGAAUUAUAUAGCUUUAAAAUGCUUAAAGUUUUAUACGACUCAUUAUC